This is a messenger RNA of Balaenoptera ricei (Rice's whale), 2370 nucleotides long. RefSeq names its product matrix metallopeptidase 11 (gene MMP11). The record is from RefSeq and is a predicted model, not a curated record. Lineage: Eukaryota; Metazoa; Chordata; Mammalia; Artiodactyla; Balaenopteridae. The coding region runs from base 888 to 2279 and encodes 463 amino acids. Gene Ontology annotation, molecular function: metalloendopeptidase activity; zinc ion binding. The transcript has 9 exons. Gene Ontology annotation, cellular component: extracellular matrix. Gene Ontology annotation, biological process: proteolysis; collagen catabolic process; extracellular matrix organization.
GCUGGCCGGGCGGCCAUGCUACGGCUCCCCCGGGGCAUGGUGGCGGCGGUGGGACCGGCUGAGCCGAGUCGGAGACGGCGACUGUGACUGCGGUUCCGGUUCUGGGACGAACGCGGCGGCGCCUGUCACGGCAGGCGCUGCGGGGCGGAGCCGGGGCGGGGCCUCGGGGACACGCCCCCGGCCGGAGGCUCGGGACCCGGGGCCAGGCUGCACCCCCGCGGUUCACCCGGCCUCUCCAUCCGGCAGCACCCGUUGCCGGUGACCCUGCGCUCUCCCAGCUCCUGGCCCAAGCUAUGUGCGCCAUGGGGACACGGGCCGCUGUCGUAGGGCACCGAGGGCGUACGCAGGAGCGAAGGGCCUGGUCCUUCAAAGACCACCGCGGAGCUCUGGGAGUGGAGCUAGGGGCUGUCCCGCGCUCGGGAAGGGGGGCACUGGGAGGCCGGGCCCUGCCCCUCCCCCUCCUAUCGGACCGGGCUCGCUGGCUCCGGCGUGGCCUCAGGGUCGCGGGUGGACUGGGCAGGGGAAGAAGCACCCACCCUCCGUGACGGUCCCCAGAGCUCCCGCCAGGGGGCGUCCGGACCGCUCUCGGACUCCUUCCCGGCAAAAUCACUGCGGGGCGCGGGCAGCCCCCGCUGGGGUGCGACGAGGCCCCCUGCGUGGCCCUCCACCCAACUCGACCCCCUGCCCCACGGAUGCAGCGCCAGACCCCGACAGCGUUUACGCAGCGUGUCCCUCCCAAAGGCCGUAACCUAGAGGUGUUUGCGCAGGAAGCCCUCUGUGACCAGCCCAGCUUGCUGUAACCAUGGCUCUCCACUGCGGCCUGCAACGUGGGAGGUUGUUACUUGAGCUCCCAUGACAGGUGGACUGCGGUUGCACAAAGCAAGGCCAUGCUCCCCUGGAGGCACUCAAGACCACUUAAGGAUGCCCACCGCCGCCACCCAGUGAGGAGGGGGCCGCAGCCUUGGCGUGAAGCUCCUCCCAGCAGCCCGGCACCUGCCCCGACUGCCCAGGAGGCCCCUCAGCCUGCCGCCGGCCCCAGACCUCCCCGCUGCGGCGUGCCUGACCCACCGGACGGGCCAAGCGCCCGCAACCGACAAAAGCGGUUCGUGCUGUCGGGUGGGCGCUGGGAGAAGACGGACCUCACCUACAGGAUCCUCCGGUUCCCAUGGCAGCUGGUGCGGGAACAGGUGCGGCAGACAGUGGCAGAGGCCCUACAGGUAUGGAGUGAUGUGACGCCACUCACCUUUACCGAGGUGCAUGAGGGCCACGCUGACAUCAUAAUCGACUUCACCAGGUACUGGCAUGGGGACAACCUGCCGUUUGAUGGACCUGGGGGCAUCCUGGCCCACGCCUUCUUCCCCAAGACCCACCGAGAAGGGGAUGUCCACUUCGACUAUGACGAGACCUGGACAAUCGGGGACAACCAGGGCACAGACCUCCUGCAGGUGGCAGCCCACGAAUUUGGCCACGUGCUAGGGCUGCAGCACACGACAGCUGCUAAGGCCCUCAUGUCCCCUUUCUACACCUUCCGAUACCCGCUGAGCCUCAGCCCAGAUGACCGCAGGGGCAUCCAGCACCUCUACGGCCGGCCUCGGCUAGCCCCCACCUCUAGGCCCCCAGACCUGGGCCCCGGGGCCAGGGUGGACACCAACGAGAUUGCACCUCUGGAGCCAGACGCCCCACCAGAUGCCUGCCAGGUCUCCUUUGAUGCAGUCGCCACCAUACGCGGCGAACUCUUCUUCUUCAAGGCAGGCUUUGUAUGGCGGCUGCGCGGGGGCCGGCUGCAGCCCGGCUACCCUGCGCUGGCCUCGCGCCACUGGCAGGGGCUGCCCAUCUCCGUGGAUGCAGCCUUCGAGGAUGCCCAGGGCCACAUCUGGUUCUUCCAAGGAGCUCAAUACUGGGUAUACGAUGGUGAGAAGCCAGUCCUGGGCCCCGCGCCCCUUUCUGAGCUGGGCCUGCUGGGGUCCCUGGUCCACGCCGCCCUGGUCUGGGGCCCCGAGAAGAACAAGAUCUACUUCUUCCGAGGCGGAGACUACUGGCGCUUCCACCCCAGCACCCGCCGUGUGGACAGCCCCGUGCCCCGCCGGGCCACCGACUGGCGAGGGGUGCCCUCUGAGAUCGACGCUGCCUUCCAGGAUGCUGACGGCUAUGCCUACUUCCUGCGAGGCCGCCUCUACUGGAAGUUUGACCCUGUGAAGGUGAAGGCCCUGGAGGGCUUCCCCCGCCUCGUGGGCCCUGACUUCUUUGGGUGUACCGAGCCUGCCAAUACUUUCCGCUAACCACGGCUUGGAUGUCCUCAGGGUCGUUAACCCCUGCCAGGACACUGACAUCGGUUGGAGACCAUGGCCAUCUUUGUGGCUGUGGGCACUG